Messenger RNA from Momordica charantia (bitter melon), 1023 nucleotides. Its product is annotated as protein neprosin-like. The record is from RefSeq and is a predicted model, not a curated record. Lineage: Eukaryota; Viridiplantae; Streptophyta; Magnoliopsida; Cucurbitales; Cucurbitaceae.
AUGGCUUCCAAAGCAAUAAUGUGGUUGAUGAUAGUAUUGUUACUCCACUUAAACUGCAAAGGCAGCUUGGCUUUUGAUUCAAACCUCUCAAUGGAAGAAGAAUUGGAAUUCGAAAUGCAACUCAAACUUCUCAACAAGCCAUCCAUUACAACGUUUCAGACCGAAGAGGGAGAUAUCAUUGAUUGUGUCGACAUCAAUAAACAACCGGCACUCGAUCAUCCUUUACUAAAAAAUCACAAAGUUCAGGUGGCUUCUGUUGCUAUGAAGAGAGGUAAGAAAUAUUAUGGAGAUGCUAGAAGUGUGUCGGUAUACAAUUUGAGUGUGGCUCAAGAUCAAUCUUCUUCUUCUAACAUAUGGAUAAUUGGUGGACCUCCUGAAGCUCCCAAUGUAAUACUGACCGGCUGGCAGGUAAAUCCAAUGAUCAACGGUGAUAGUCGCACUAGAAUGUUUGUGUAUUGGACGGCUGAUGGAGGUAUUCACACCGGAUACUACAACAUGUUUUGUCGAUGUUUUAUACAAACAAAUCCAAGUACUCCUCCUAAUAUCCCCCUUUACCCAUCGUCUACCUAUCAAGGGAAACAAUAUGACUAUACAUUUACGGUUUUUCAGGAUCGACCAACGGGGGAUUGGUGGCUUGCAGUGAGUGAUAGCCAAACAACAAUAGGGUAUUGGCCAAAGGAACUGUUUGGACAUCUGAAUGAUGGGGCCGAGCAAGUGGCAUGGGGAGGCAUUGCAAAGCCUUCACCAAAUGGAAUGAGCCCUCCAUUGGGCAAUGGCCACAAGCCAAAUUAUGGUAAGCACGACGACGCUUGCUAUUUCAGAACGUUGAACUACAUAAAUGAAAACAACGAAAGCGAAGUUUCUGCUAUUGAGAAUACAGCGAGUUAUAUUUUUGUCCUUCCUUCUUCUCCGGUCGUUUCUACCUGCAUUCGUCUCCGGCUGACAUCUCCGGCUACCUUCAUCUCCGGCCGCCUCCGUUUUUCUCCGUCGUCACAGCAGUUCGUCUCCGUUUAUCCCGAUUGA